UCGCGGCUGGACGGCAGGAGCAGAACAAUCCACCGUCUCGCCCCGAGCCCACAGAGAAGAUCUCGCCUAAGACGCCAUGAAGACUCUGGUCAUCCUCGCCCUCUGCGCUCUGCUCUCGGUCUGCUGGUCCACGGGAGUGGUUGAGUACCAAGUCCAGGCCGAGCAGGACGGCGACCACGCCGACGACAACGCCGUAGCUGAGGACCUCGGAGACGCCGCAGAUGCCGGAGACAACGGCGACUCCUCAGUAUCCAACUCAUCCUCAGACUCCUCUGAUUCGGAUUCGGAUUCAGACUCCAACUCAGACUCCGCAUCGGAUUCUUCCUCGUCCUCCUCCUCCUCCUCCUCCUCCUCGUCAUCCUCAUCCGAGUCAGCCAAUACCGAAGGUAAACCGCCCGCACCUUUUCCUCCCAAACCGGUUGUACCAGAGACAGCAAGGACUUUGCUCCGGUCCGCAGACUCCCACGUGAUCAUGAAGCGGGACCUGGCUGCGGUCUUGCUGAGGAGAAAACGCCAGGCCUCAGGAGUCCUCUCCCUGUACCAGAUGGAGAGACUGAGAGAGGUGUGCGAGCUGAACACGGGCUGCGACGAGCUGGCCGAGACCCAGGGCAUCGUGGCGGCCUACACCGCCUACUACGGGCCGCCUCCCUUCUAAGCAGGCCUCUCUUUCAGUCGCAAUCCAGCCGGAGGUCGCGGAUCUUUGCACAAGCCAGCGCUUUUAGGACCUCUCCAAGGACCCCCAGAGACGUCGAAAUUAACCCUUCCUGGUGCUACCAAUGUAUCGUCACGAUUGUAGCGCCGUAUUUCUUCUUCUGUGGUCAGCUCCGGGCUGUGAAAUGUGUGCCCACGGACAAACUGCAGCGGACGUAACCACACGUCGCCUCUGGAUUUCAAAGAAAUAAAUUAUUUUGUUUGUCCAA
Messenger RNA from Entelurus aequoreus (snake pipefish), 920 nucleotides. RefSeq names its product bone gamma-carboxyglutamate (gla) protein, like (gene bglapl). Gene Ontology annotation, cellular component: extracellular region. Gene Ontology annotation, molecular function: calcium ion binding; structural constituent of bone; hydroxyapatite binding. The transcript has 3 exons. The coding region runs from base 77 to 655 and encodes 192 amino acids. Gene Ontology annotation, biological process: osteoblast differentiation; response to vitamin K; bone development. Lineage: Eukaryota; Metazoa; Chordata; Actinopteri; Syngnathiformes; Syngnathidae. The record is from RefSeq and is a predicted model, not a curated record.